UGGUUCCAAUCCAGCUGGACGGCGACUGCCGCGAGCGCGAUCUCCUCUCCGGAUGGAUGAGGCACGCCGCAUUUUCGAUGCCAUGGAUCGGCGCACCGCGGCGUCGUGGAACUGCGUCAUCGGCGGCUACGCACGGUGCGGCCAGCCGGAUCUCGCGCUUCUGUUCUUUGGGCGGCUGCAUGCCGAGGGGUUGGAUCCAAACGGCCGGAGCUUCGUCGCGGCUCUCCACGCGUGUUCUUCGCUGGCCGCUACAGAAAAGGGGGUGAGAGAUUUACAGGGGAGGAUCAUCAAGCUCAGGAGCCUCAAGAGAGGAUUGGCUCUUCAUUCCCAGCUCCAGAGUGGUGGAUUCUUGGUGGACAGGUUCGUGGCCAGCGCCCUGGUGGAUUUCUAUGGAAAGUGUGGCAGCGUGAGAGAAGCUCUAGAGAUUUUCCAGGCUGCCAAGUUGGGAACAAAGGACGUGGUUUUGUGGAGUGCCAUGAUCAGCGCUUGCUCGCAAGGAGGGGAAGACGAGCUAGCCUUGGAGCUCUUUGAGCUUAUGCUUUUGGAAGAUGGAGUGGAGGCGAAUGCUCGGACUCUGGUGGCCGUGCUCGACGCUUGCACGAAUCUGGGAUGGCUGGACAGGGGCGGAGAGAUUUACUCGAAGUUUGCAAGAACAGGGACAGGGAUUUCGUCCAGCGUUUUCGUCUCCAACAGUCUGAUGGAUAUGUAUGCGAAGUGGGGGAGAUUGCUGGAUUGCCAGCGAGUUUUCGAUGGGAUGUUAGAGCGGGAUUCGGUCUCCUGGAAUGUUUUGAUCAUGGGAUAUGCAAAAGGUGGCGAGGCCGAGCGAGCUCUCGAGUUAUUCACGGCCAUGCAAGCGUUAGACGUGGUCGUCAGCUCCAGAACUUUGGUGGCCGUUCUCCAGGCAUGCUUGGAUAUGGCUGAGAAGGAAGAGGCUCGGCUUGUGGAUGGAAGGCCCUUGAAAGUGGCGUCGCUGGAGAAGGCAUUGGCUUUUCAUUCCCGGUUUCUCGACGGGCUGGAAGAUGUUUACGCUGCAAACAACUUGAUCAGUCUCUACGCUUGGUGUGGAAGUUUGGAUGAUGCGGCUCGGGUUUUUGACAAAAUGGUGAUCAAAGACUUGGUUUCGUGGAACAUCAUGAUCGAAGCCUACACCGAGAGUGGAAACCAUGAGCUGGCCCUGCAGGAGUUUUCGAAAAUGGAACUCCAAGGACUGAAACCGGACUCGCAGACUUUUGCAUCGGUACUUAAGGCCUGUGGUGGUCUUGGAGCACUACAGGCUGGACAGGCAAUCCAUCGUCUGAUCGAAGAAGCUGGGGCCGAGAGCUCUCCGGCGGUGGCAAACUCGCUCAUAAGUUUCUACGGCAAGUGUGGUGACAUGGUGGAAUCUCGGCGAGUGUUUGAUGGGUUUCCAGACAAGGACGCAGUGUCUUGGAGUGCACUGAUCGCGGGAUACAGCCGUCAAGGGGACAGUGACGCGGUGUUUGAUCUGUUCGAGAGAAUGCAAGAGUUCGCCAAGCCCGACGCUGUGACAUUCUCUUCAGUUCUAUCGGUCUGCUGCCACGCUGGUUUGGUCGACAAGGGGAUGGAAUACUUUCACGCGAUGUGCUCGGACUAUGGACUUAGUCCGAGUGUGGAGCACGUAAUCUCCAUGGUUGAUCUACUUGGACGUGCUAAUCGGCUGGAGGAUGCGCUUGCGAUGGUGCAAAGCCUGCCCGUGGAAGAGGUGUGCUCCAGGAUAUGGAUGGCUUUGCUUGGGGCUUGUUUCAAGUGGAAAAAUGGGGUGAUUGGAGAGGUAGCCUUUGAUGCUCUAUCAAAGGUUGACGAUCAAGCUGGUACAGCUUAUGCUCUCAUGGCAAACAUAUACUCAUGCUCAAACAAUGAAAACCUUGAAGUGAUCGCUGGAUCUUUCUGAUGUCACUUCAAGACAUGAAGUGUGGAAAGAGUUGGAUCUGAUGCUCCACUGAUGCUAAUUCCCGAAGCAUGGGCUUGCUUCAAAUAGG
Messenger RNA from Selaginella moellendorffii, 1997 nucleotides. Its product is annotated as pentatricopeptide repeat-containing protein At2g13600-like. Bases 53 to 1909 code for a protein of 618 amino acids. Gene Ontology annotation, biological process: RNA modification. Gene Ontology annotation, molecular function: RNA binding; protein binding. The transcript has 3 exons. NCBI's taxonomy places the organism in Eukaryota, Viridiplantae, Streptophyta, Lycopodiopsida, Selaginellales, Selaginellaceae. The record is from RefSeq and is a predicted model, not a curated record.